AUGGAUGGGCUAGUAUUCAUCGACGGGAGAGUUCAUCCUCCAGCUGAUGCCAAUAACCCCUUAAUGGAAUAUUGGCUCAGAUGUAACGAUAUAGUGAUCACCUGGUUGCAAAACACACUGUUAGCAGACAUUAAGACAAGCACUCUCUAUGAAGAAACGGCACACGAACUUUGGAGUGAGCUUGAGCAUAGGCAUGUGCAGCAGAAUGCACCAAGGGUUUACGAAGUGAAGCAGAACAUCGUAAACCUCGUACAAGGAAGCGACUCAGUAGGUAUUUACUAUUCCAAACUCAAGGCACUUUUUGAUGAACUGCUGAACUACGAGUCAAUACCAAAUUGUACUUGUGGAGGCUUGAAAGCCAUGGUUGAUUACCAACAACGAGAUUGCGUGAUGAAAUUUCUGAUGGGGUUAAAUGAAUCAUUCAAAGGAUUGAAGGCUCAGGUGCUCUUGAUUAAGUCUUUUCCCACAUUGAAUGAGGUACAUUCCAUCAUUCAGCAGGAAGAAAAAAGGAGGGAUAUAUUAGUUGACCAACCAAAAGGGGAGAUGAUGGUGAUGAUGACCAAAGAUGGAGGAAAGCAAAGCAACACACAAACUCCAAACUCGAAGAAGUACUAUUGUAGCCACUGCAAGGUUCCAGGGCACUCACUAGAGAGAUGCUUCAAAGCGAACCCAAACAAACCUAAUUGGUCGCAUUACGGAAUGCCAGAGCAUACGAUGGAGGUCUGCUACAAACUCCAUGGAUAUCCCAAAGGGCAUAAACUGUAUAAGGGAAGCAAAUUCGGAGAGAUUCAUGCAAAUCAAGUCUUAAAGGAUACAACACAGGAAUUGUUUUGGAUAACAAAAACCCAACGUGAUCAGCUGGUCGCACUCCUGAACCAGAAUGCCAGUUCCUCCUCAAAGGAAGAUGACUCAAACAAUUUGCCUAACUGUUAUGUAUCUAUUCUAAAUUAUUAUUGUGGAGGAUCAAAAGGACUAUCCUUUGAAGGUCCUCAUGGGUCUGAAUGA
Molecule: messenger RNA, 1005 nt
Organism: Carica papaya (papaya)
Lineage: Eukaryota; Viridiplantae; Streptophyta; Magnoliopsida; Brassicales; Caricaceae
Source: RefSeq, a predicted model, not a curated record